Dinoponera quadriceps is the source of this 384-nucleotide messenger RNA. RefSeq lists its product as uncharacterized. The coding region runs from base 1 to 384 and encodes 127 amino acids. NCBI's taxonomy places the organism in Eukaryota, Metazoa, Arthropoda, Insecta, Hymenoptera, Formicidae. The transcript is spliced from 4 exons. The record is from RefSeq and is a predicted model, not a curated record.
AUGCUGGCGACGGGAUCGCUACUGAUAACCUUAUUUCAAUAUGCGUGCGGAAUGUUUCGAAUCGCCAGCUAUCGUAUUGAACAUGCGAUGACAAUUGGGACCGUACGAAGCGUAAAUACAGGAAACGAGAGUUCCAUUUACGAGGAUUUAAUUUAUGCCGUAGAUAUUCAUCGCAAAGCCAUGCGGUUCUCCAACAUGUCAAUAUCAAAAUUCAAAGUAAUGUGCUUCAUUUUAAUAAUUGUCGGUGUGAUGUGCGGAAGUCUCAAUUACCUUCGAAUUUUUCAAGCGCUGACAGCCAAAUACAAUUACGUCGGAGAACUCUCGGUGUCCGUUACGUUCGUGAUUGUCCAUUUCUUCUAUUUGGCCGUAAGCAANAUGUUAUGA